AGAUUCAGCUCGCUGGGGCGUGUUGAAGAUCCGCACGAGUUGGCGAAUGGCGAGGUUCACUUCACGAACUCGACCAGAGAAUCCAUGCAGUUUAAGAACGCGGAAGAGAAUGAGAAGGAGACGAGAACGCAGGAAAACAGGUGACGAGUUUCUCGUUUAAUCAUUUAUCACGCCUGCAUAGACCUAUAUAGACAUAAUUACCUUAGACAUACUGUAUUUAUGGCCGUGUUUAUACACAACUGGCAAGAGCUUAUAAUCAGAUACCGUCACGAACAAGAGCUUAUGUGGUGACAUUCGGUCACCGUUUUUUCGGAGAUGUAUUUAUUCGACCACCGCGGCUAAACCGCAAUCUAAACAAAGCUUUACCGUUAUUAAAUCGCAAUCGAACCGCAAUUAAACUACGACCACAUGCAAUUAUCGUGUCUAGUGCGAUAAUAUGGGCUUAUUUGAAAAACCUACUAACAAUUGCCAAGUCGAACUAUAGCGUUGUGUACAUGUACAUAUACAUUGCAUGUGUUCAAUGUAAUCGUAAUGAGUAAUAAAUAUAAUUUUUUUCUUGAACUUUAGGCAAGAGUUAAAGCCAUCCAUCGAUACAGCGCAGCGUACUAAACAUCCACCUAUAAAACUAAACAGACCUAUCCCUGGACUAGCUGUCGAUCUUCGCCCAGCAAGAAAAGCAGGAUCAUACGAACAUUCAGGUACACGAAGGGAUCUCCUUAGUCCUACCUCAAGUACACACACACAUUCACCUGAUUCGUUAUCUCCACGUUCGCCGUUAUCCCCUGUUAGCUCAGAUCACCUUGACAACACAAGUAGGUGACGUAUACUACAGUAGAUUGGUAAAGUGUUGAGUGCACUGAACUCAAUAUGACCUGGACCUCUAGCCGUUCAAAGAAAUUGCCCCAUGAAUAAUUGAGAAGUGUCGAUGGGACAUGGUGCUCUCUGAUAAUCUUGACAGCAGUAGCAUAGUGUCUUAAUGUGUGAAACUGCACUAAAUCAAAAUGACCUGGACUGCUACCCUCCAAAGACACUGCUCUGUGAAGUUAGCCCUUAGCCUCUCACGACAUGGAUAGAUCAUGCAGAGGAAUUUUUGAAAUUUAUAAUCUACGACCACUAACAUUCUGAAUAUAAUUCAGGAUUUAAUUCUGUGCAAUUUUCUUACCGAACGGAAUUUAUUCGAAUGCCUAACAGAGUAAUUUAAAGAUAAAAAUGCACAACUUGUAACAAACCUGCAACGACUUGUUGACACCUUGCUACAAGGUUGACUCGAUAGACUUGUUACAAGUUGUUCCACGAAGUUCAACAACUUGUUAUCGUCUUGCAAUUCAACAAUUUGUUUUUAACAAGUUGUGAGCGACAAUCUUGUAACACUGAAUUUGACAAAGUAACAACAUUGUAACAAGUUGCUGACAAGCUUGCUACAAGCCUGUUGCGAACACAUCUUAUUGACAAGUUGUGAGAUUUUUACCUGCAUGUGUGUGUCAAUCGCUACUGGCCUUACAUUUACUGUAUUUACAAUACAAUUGUCGAACAGUCAAAGUUCUCCGAAGCUACAGUUUAACCCAAGUCUACCAACCAUGCUACUACAUUCGACAAGCUAAAAACGACCACAGUAUAUAUAUUAAAGAUUCUUCUUACAAAAGUCCAUUGACACUUGUUUAAUUAAAAAAUAACAUUUAAGUUUAAUUGAUUGAUUAAUAGAAGCCUAAUUUUAGUCUCUUCGCAAUGUUUGAAGUAUAAAGUAGCUUUUGUAUUUUAUAGCUAAUCGUGAAAUUCACAUUAAUUCAAUAAUUUUAUGAUCAAUAUAUCCUGAACAAUUCUGUCUUUCUACAACCUACCCUUGACGGCCCAUUUCCACUCAACAAAAUUUUCCACGAACAGAAAAUUUUCCGAAAAUAUCAUUGUAUUUCCAACGCAAAAUUUGUGUCGGAAAAUUUGUGAAAAUCACAUUAAACAUAUUUUUCUUUCCGCGGAAAAGUUUCUUGAGUGGAAAUAUGGGCCUUUAGGGAAGUUUAGAUUUCAAUUCAUAGUACUCUAUAAACCUUCCAUAUGAGAAACACUCCCGUGAUAUAUCACAUCCAUAGAUAUCUUAUAUACACUAGAUAGUGCAUCUAAUUAUUCUGAAAUUCAAAAAUUGAAGCCGUGAUUGCAGACUCAAGAUAUUCCCAUGAAAUGAGAAGACUCGUAUGUUUUCUAUUUCUUAAACAGGGAACUUAAACAUUAAGUUAAACCUAUUCCAAAUAUAUUUUCAAACUAUUCAAAUGAUGAAAGUUAUUGUUGUUUUUUAAGCGUUUAUUAGCGAGUGGGAAACUCCAACAUGGCCGCCAUCUGUUCAAAUGGGGGUAACCGCUGGAAUAUUCUUGGCUUCAAUUUUACUAAAAGAGAUGCGCUAUAUAGUGUAUAUAAGAUAUCUAUGAUCAUAUCACGCAAAACUCCACUCAUGCAAUAUAAGAGAUCAACAGCCAAUAGGUUUACUCUCCUUCCACCAAUCAUACGGAUAAUGGAAUUUCUGCAUUUCUAAGCCACGAUGAGGCACAGGCAUUCCAGGAAUAUUCGCAAACUUCAUGGCGGGCAGAGGUUUCCGAAUAAGUUCUGCCGGGAACGCAUGCAUCUUCUUGUAAUUAAUGAAGAAUAGAUACGCCUCCCACCCAACUCUUUCCAUGUAACCAUUGUUAGCGAAGGUGUCAAAAAUCAUAAGAUCUGCACGAGCAUUGCCGGAUGUAACGCGAUAAAACCCACCCCAUGAUGAGUAAUGUAUAUGCAUCCCCUUACUGGCUAGAAUCAGUUUUAAUUUACCCCGAGGUAAAUGUUCUAAAUCGCCGCGUAAAACUCCCAAAUCCAAAUCUGUGUCCCAUGGAAGUGGUGCUUUAUAUCGUAACGCUCCCCAUAAGCUGCAAGAAAGAAUAUUUAGACUGUUUUAACAUUUAUCUCAUAAACAAAAUUUAAAUCACUCUUUCAUAUGUGCAUUGUAAAUAGAACAUCGACUGUGAUAUUCGUUUUGCAGAUAUU
Molecule: messenger RNA, 3009 nt
Organism: Paramuricea clavata
Lineage: Eukaryota; Metazoa; Cnidaria; Anthozoa; Malacalcyonacea; Plexauridae
Source: the annotation of a GenBank genome assembly